Neoarius graeffei (lesser salmon catfish) is the source of this 4450-nucleotide messenger RNA. It is a transcript of the gene calcrlb, whose product is annotated as calcitonin receptor-like b. Gene Ontology annotation, molecular function: adrenomedullin receptor activity; calcitonin receptor activity; calcitonin gene-related peptide receptor activity. NCBI's taxonomy places the organism in Eukaryota, Metazoa, Chordata, Actinopteri, Siluriformes, Ariidae. The record is from RefSeq and is a predicted model, not a curated record. Gene Ontology annotation, biological process: adenylate cyclase-activating G protein-coupled receptor signaling pathway; cell surface receptor signaling pathway; angiogenesis. The coding region runs from base 219 to 1622 and encodes 467 amino acids. Gene Ontology annotation, cellular component: plasma membrane. The transcript has 13 exons.
AGAGAGAGAGAGAGAGAGGGCGCGAGCGUCAGUGUGAGUGUCAGUGCGCGUGCUUGACUCACGCGAGCCUGCAGUUCCUGAUCGCGCGCUGUGGAUGUGAGUGAGUGUGUGGAUGAGUGCGCGCUGCUGCUGCUGACUUCCUUAUUCCAGUAAAAAGCUUAGAUUUCGGAUUUUGUCGCUUUACAUCCGGACCAUUGUGUUAAUUCAUAAGAAGAACCAUGUUUGGAUAUUGGAUGACCUCGUUUUUGUUCCUGUCCACGUUAUUUGAGUUGUUCGCAGUGGCCAACUCGUCCAAGAAUGACAUGCAGCAGAAAUCUAAGAACGGCACUCACAGCUUCGACGACACGCGCAACAAGAUUUUGAUGGCCCAGUUUGAGUGCUACCAAAAGAUCACAACGGACACCAAUCACGAUCGAAGAGCUGGGCUGAUGUGUAACCGCACAUGGGACGGCUGGCUGUGUUGGGAAGAUGCAGAGGUUGGAACCACUGUAGCACAACACUGUCCUGAUUACUACACGGACUUUGACACUUCAGAGCUGGCCACGAAAAUCUGCACCAAAUCUGGCAAGUGGUUUGUCCACCCUGACAGCAACAGAACCUGGACCAAUUACACGACCUGUAGACAGAUCACUACUGUGGAGUUAACGAUUAACCUCUGGUACUUGGCCCUGAUCGGUCAUGGAGUGUCGUUGGUCUCUUUGCUUGCUUCUUUGGGAAUAUUCUUCCAUUUCAAGAGCCUGAGUUGCCAGAGGAUUACGCUUCAUAAAAACCUUUUCUUCUCCUUUGUCCUGAAUUCAGUCAUAACGAUCAUCUGGUUUAUGGCUGUUGUGAAAAACCAGGAGUUAGUGCAGUCCAACCCGGUGAGCUGUAAGGUGUGUAUGUUUAUCCACCUGUACAUUAUGGGCUGUAUGUACUUUUGGAUGCUGUGUGAGGGAAUCUAUCUCCACACACUCAUCGUCGUGGCUGUGUUUGCCGAGAAGCAACGCCUCAUGUGGUAUUAUCUGCUGGGUUGGGGAUUUCCAAUUAUCCCAGCUGUAAUACAUGCUGUAGCCAGAAACUAUUACUAUAAUGACAAUUGUUGGAUCAGUUCAAAUACAGCUCUGCUUUAUAUUAUCCACGGGCCCAUUUGUGCUGCUUUACUGGUGAACCUGUUCUUCCUCCUGAACAUUGUACGGGUGUUGAUCACCAAGCUUAGAGUGACCCACCAGGCCGAGAGCAGCCUCUACAUGAAGACGGUGAGAGCCACGCUGAUCCUCGUGCCCCUCCUGGGCAUCCAGAUCGUCCUGAUGGAAUACAAACCCGAUGGCCAACACCACAACGAGAUCUAUGAGUACAUAAUGGCCAUCCUGAUGAAUUACCAGGGUCUACUGGUGGCCACAGUCUUUUGCUUCUUCAAUGGAGAGGUCCAGGGGGUGUUACGGCGUCACUGGAACCAGUACCGCAUCCAGUUUGGCAGCACGUUUGCCAACACGGAGGCGCUGCGCUCGACAUCCUACACCACCUCGUCCAUGACCGAUGUGCACCACUGCUACAGCAUCGACAGCCACAUGGACACACUGAACGGCAAGAGUUUCCACAACAUGGAGACCACCAUCCUCCACUCAGAUAACAUCUACAUGUGAGGACCGUUGUCUUUACGCACGCAAAGACAACAAACAGAGACAACCGUGAGCCUCCAGCCGCCUUCAAGCAUCCCCAUUGGGGACUAUCAAAAAGUACUUUGGCACUGAAAGCGCCUUUCGCUACGAAGCCAGAUAACAUCUUCCGUGAUUUCUUAACAAGAAUGGGAUUCUUAGUGUGAGCUGGGACCUGACACAGACCGCAGAGGGAGGCUAGAACCCACAUGACUAAUGAACAUGAACGCUGAUGAAAGCACCGCCCGUUGGCCGUGCUCACAAUCUUAAACAGGACGGCAUGUGGGAUUAGCAACACACAAGAGACUUUCCAAGAGGUCUGGAUUACAUUCCCUCUGGCUCCGAAAGGACGUUCUGUGAGAUUCGGGAUUUUAAAAAAAUUGUUUCUAUACUGGGUGUAUUGAUUGUGAAACUCCAUCUGUUCUUUGUUGUGUUUCUGCACUUGAUGGGUUGAAAAGUUUCUGGAAAAGGGGGACUUUAUAAAAAGACGAACACAGACUACAGUAACGAGACGCGCAUAUCCUAUACGCCAUUAUUUAUGGAAAAGUAGUUGUGUCUUAAAUUCUUUAUAAGAGCUUGGGGAAUUCGACUCCUCGUGUGUUUAGACGUUUUUAACAGUGAUAAUCUUGAACAUGGAUAACGAUAUAUAUAUAUAUAUAUAUAUAUAUAUAUAUAUAUAUAUAUAUAUAUAUAUAUAUAUAUAUAUAUAUAUAUAUACACACACAGUAUACACAGUGCUGUACAAAAGUCUUAGGCACAUGUAAAGAAAUGCUGGAGACCAAAAAUGGCUUAAACAGUAAGCAGUGAGCCAUAAUAAAUGAAACAAAGUCAAUAUUUGGUGAGACGACCCUUUGCUUCAAAAAAAAAAGUCGUCUCAGGUCCAGUGAGUGCAGUUUUAUGCGGAAAUGAGCUGUAGGUUUUACUGAGCAUCUUACAGAACCAGCCACGGUUCUUCUGGACACUUUGACUGUCACACUCGUUUCGUAAUUUUGCACCAAAACUCAGUAGCCUUCAUUAUGUUUUCUUUUCUUUUUUUUUAAUCUGAAAAGUUCUCUCUUAUGGAUGGAAUAUGCUGCUCAGAUACAAGCAUUUUUUGUUACUGUAACAUUUAAUUUUGUGCUGGAAAAAAAAACAAAAGUUUGGAACUCUAAAAUGUUUUUGUCAUGUUUUGACUCAAUAAUGAAUGUAGAAGUCAUAAAAUAGAAAUCUUUAACACAUUUGUAUGAAAAAAAAUAGGGUGCCGAAGACUUUUGCACAGUACUGUGUAUAUUUAUUUAUUUAUUUAUUCUAUCCACAUUCACUGGAUAUGGAGCAAUCGCACGCUCUGACUACUACUAGGAUAUCAGCUCAUAUACCGUGAGUAGAGAAAAACAAAAUGGCAGAGCGUGUUGCUGAAGCAACCGAGGAUGAAAUAAAAACUCUACUCGAAAACAAAACAACAAAAAUUGUUAUCAAGUGUUUAAAAGAAAUAGAAAUAGCUUAUAAAAAGUAUAUAGUCUCUCCCCCCCCCCCCCCCCAUAUCUCCUGUUCCACACUCCAGCCCAGUCGGUGGCAGUAAUGCACCUUUUAAGUUGGUUUGCCAACCAUCAAAAAACCCGAAAGAAGAAGAAGAAAAUAAAAAAAAUACAAAAAAAGCAACAAAUUAUGAAAUGAAAGUAUUUGAUGGUAAGAACGUAUCUUUUUUUUCAAUAAUUAUUAUUGUUAUCACAUUUUUCACAAAUUUCUCCUGUCAUUUCGCUGCCGGUUUGUUUACAUUCUAAGCGGAAAUGAUUUUGUCGGACGUUUUUGUAUAAAGUUUUUAUUUAUUGAAUUUGCAAAAAACAAAAAUAAAAAUGUUCUGUUUCUCAAAAUCCAGUGAAUGUGGACAGAAUAAAACAGUUAUUCCACUCAGUCUUGUCGUACACGGCUUAUAGCCGCUGUCAGCUCAUGUACAACUUGAUUUCGUGGAAUAACUUUUAUAUAUAUAUAUAUAUAUAUAUAUAUAUAUAUAUAUAUAUAUAUAUAUAUGAGCCUUUUGUACUGUAUUAACUCCAUUUAAUGCAGUUUACUGUCAGCAAAUCUUGUUAAAUAGCUUACUCUAAAGGGAAGUCUUUUUCUUUUUGUUCUUCCAUUUCAUUACUUACAGUCAGCAUAGACACGUUUACAAUUUUCUAAGUUUUCCAAAAAUAAAUGAAUAAAUAAGCACAGGAGGCCUUAUUCAGCAUGUCUUUAUGUCUGGAACAUAUAGGUGCUUUUAAUAUUCUCGCAUAUUCCUUAUUCUUAGGGCAUUUCAACUUCAUAUGCUGGAAAAAUAAAUUGUGCUCACACUUGGAAAAAUGUAAAUAGACUCAUCUAAACAGUGUGUAACAGAUGUCCAUGUGAGUGUACUUCCUGUAUAUUUAUAAAUGCAUAACAUGCUCACAAUCAGUAUGCAGCAAUUACGAGCCAUAUUGACAUCUUUUGUAUAUCUAUUGAUUAUUCUCUAUUAAUGGACCAAAAAUCUUUCAUCCUUCAUUUUGAAAUGUUCGUCUUUAUCACUUUGCAUAUGAGUCGGGUUUACAGAUGUGGGAAAUGUCCCAUGGGGCUGUGAGAUGGGAAGGUUCAGAAUUCAGUUGUCGUUUUUCCCGCAUGCUAAGCUGCAUGUUGGAAACACCGUCAGUGUUGCAGUUUUCUUAUAACUUAUUUGUAUUCCAAAGAAAAUGUUUUGUAGAGCUUAAUCAUAUUGUGGGAUCUUCUUCAGUAUUUUUAUUUUUUAUUUUUUUUUGCUUUCACAACAUUAGUGUACUUGUUCUUAAGAAUACAAUUGCAAACAUAUAAAAUCGUUUAUUGAACCAGCA